AUGGAGAGCUUGGGUUUGAUCCCAGGGGCACUGGGCAGCUAUGGCGACUUUAAGGCAGAGGAGGGGCUGGGGAGGGGUCUGUGUGAGGCAGCUCUUGGCCGCCAGGAUGGAGGGGAGCAGGCGGAGCUGGCACAGGGCACAGAGGGGCAGCUCAACCACCCACCCAGCUCCCCGCUGCCCCCACCACCCUGCUCCAGCCCGGCCCCGCCAUCCGGCCUGGCCUACGGGCUGGGGGCCGCCCUCUGCUUUGCACAACACACCAGCAUCUCUCGGUCCCAGGAUGCUCUGCUGCUGGCCCCCGUGGACCUGGGCUGUGCUUCGCAGGCAGAGCAGAGGAGCGCCUUCUGCCCCCCCACCCUUGGCCCAGCGCAGCAGAGGCUGGCACCGGUGGCGGUGGAGCUGGCGGACCAGGGUGCCAGGCCCCUCGAGGCCUCCCCCGGCCCCUCCACCCCCAGAGACGCACCCCGUGGCGGCCACCGCAGCACCGGCCGGGGGCCCCGGGAGUGUCGGUUGGAGACGGGUGUGGCCGCCGCGGAUGCACCGCACGGGCGGCGCACGGAGGCCCCGGAAGUGGAGGUGGCCUGGCUCUGCCCCCGGGGCCGCGAUGGCCGGGCCCGGAUCAGGCCAGGCGCUGACCCAGGGAAGGGGCCCACCCUGCCCUUUCCCCUUGAAACCCGGAACCAGCCUGUGGGGCAGCAGGUGGCGGGGCGGCGCCAGGCCACCUGCAGCCGCGGUGCUUUCGAGACGCCUGGGCUGCGUGUUCGGGAGCAGGCUGGUCUGACCGGUGUCCUGGGACCGGGGGCCAGCAGCACCUCUAAGAGGGACGCUGUGUCUGGGGACCCCACCAGCGAGGCCACGGGGUCUGGCUGGGGUCGUCUCAGAGGGGGGCCAGGCAGAGCCAAGGCUGACCCCGUGCUGAGCCACUUGGCCGGCAUGGCCCACAGGAGCCUCCCACCCCAGGCAGGUGUCACGGGGCUGACCUGCACCGAGAGCCCAGUGGCCGCUGCAGAGGUGGGCGGUGCAGGAAACAACACCGCGGCGGCAGGAAACGGCACCGCGCUGCUGGGCAGCUGCCGCAUGCCGGACGAGGGCAGCUGCCGCAUGCCCUACGAGGAGAGCCGCGUGGGCCUGGUGGUGGUCUACAGCGCCGUGUGCGUGCUGGGGCUGCCGGCCAACUGCCUGACGGCCGUGCUGACGCUGCUGCAGGCGCUGCAGGGCAGCGUGCUGGCCGUCUACCUGUUCUGCCUGGCGCUCUGCGAGCUGCUCUACGCCAGCACCCUGCCGCUGUGGGUCCUCUACGUCCAGAACAAGCACCGCUGGAUGCUGGAGCCGUGGGCCUGCAAGGUGACCGCCUACAUCUUCUUCUGCAACCUCUACGUCAGCAUCCUCUUCCUGUGCUGCGUCUCCUGCGACCGCUUCAUGGCCGUGACCUACGCGCUGGAGAGCCGCGGCCGCCGCCGCCGCCGGACCGCUGUGCUGGUGUCCGCCUCCGUCUUCCUCCUGGUCGGGUUGGCUCACUACCCCGUGUUCAAGAUGGAGGACAAGUGCACCUGCUUCGAGGCCCUGCCCAUGGACGGCAGGGUGGCCAGCUACUUCUACUGGCGGGUCACCGUGGGCUUCGCCUUCCCGCUGGGCAUCCUCGUCUUCACCAACCAGCGCAUCCUCAGGAGCAUCAAGCGGAGCGCGGGCCUGGGCGCCGCCCAGAAGGCCAGGGUGAGGCGCACGGUCAUCGCCGUCGUGGUCAUCUUCCUGGUCUGCUUCGCGCCCUACCACCUGGUGCUGCUGGCCAAAGCUGCCGCCUUCUCCUACUACCGGGGCGCGGAGGACUCCAUGUGCGCGUUCGAAGUCAGGCUGUACACAGCCUCCAUGGUGUUCCUGUGCCUGUCCACCGUGAACAGCGUGGCUGACCCCGUCCUCUACGUGCUGGCCACGGACCCCUUGCGGCAGGAGGCGUCCAGGAUCUGCAGGAGGUGGAAGAAGUCAUCCGCCAGGAUGGAGGUCCCCAAAAUCACGUGGCCAAAGACCUCGGAGGAGGCGUGGUCACCCACGUCGCUUGUACACAGCGACCAGUUCCCCGGGCCCGCCCAGCCCCCGGUGUCACGGCCGGGCGCGUGGGCCUCGCAGGACACCCUGGAGCAGCUGAGCGAGGAGCCCUGCUGA
Messenger RNA from Pteronotus mesoamericanus, 2160 nucleotides. RefSeq names its product G protein-coupled receptor 132 (gene GPR132). Gene Ontology annotation, cellular component: membrane. The coding region runs from base 1 to 2160 and encodes 719 amino acids. Gene Ontology annotation, molecular function: G protein-coupled receptor activity. Lineage: Eukaryota; Metazoa; Chordata; Mammalia; Chiroptera; Mormoopidae. The record is from RefSeq and is a predicted model, not a curated record. Gene Ontology annotation, biological process: G1/S transition of mitotic cell cycle; negative regulation of G2/M transition of mitotic cell cycle; G protein-coupled receptor signaling pathway. The transcript has 8 exons.